Lachancea mirantina is the source of this 1020-nucleotide messenger RNA. Lineage: Eukaryota; Fungi; Ascomycota; Saccharomycetes; Saccharomycetales; Saccharomycetaceae. The record is from the annotation of a GenBank genome assembly.
AUGGUGAAACGAAUACCGGGCUUGAAAGAACUCAGUCGAAUUAAGCAUUACUAUGGAUUUAAAUAUCUCUUGAACCCGGAUAUUCAUCGAGAAAUCUAUAAUAAGUGUGAACUUCGAAAAACGUAUUCAAGACCAGAAAGUUUGAAAGUUCUAGACCUUUAUUCGGGUCCAUCACAGCACUCGUUAAUCUUGAACGAGUACUUGAAACCGAGGCAACAUGUUUUGAUGGAUUCGCGACCAGAUUUUGCUAAACACAUCACCAAUCUGAUAGACACUACUAGUAUGGAACUUUAUAAACGAGAUCCAUACGAUUGGGAAUCCUACACUGAUAUGGUCAAACGGGACAAAUUAUUAGUUCCUGCAACGAAAAACCGCGACCAGAUUCAUAGCGAAUUUUUGGUCUUGGCCAAUCUUACUGGGCUUGCAGGUGAAGGUUUGUUCAUGCAAUGGCUAGCUUGUAUUGGCAAUAGAAACUGGCUUCAACAAUUUGGACUUGUUAAGAUGCUUGUUUGGGUGCCAGAAAUUACAGCGAUCAAGAUUUUGGCUAAAAGUGGUGACCAAAUACGAUCCAAAUGCUCUGUUGUGGCAGAGGCAUUCACAAAUACGAGAUUAGUGGCUACUACCAAUAGUGAUUCACUCAAAAAAUUCAGCUCUGGUGUUCUGGAGGGACAGUCUCCCUUGCUUAUAUCUGCAAGCGAUGUAUGGCCUCCGAGUGGUAAACCUAUCAGUUUGCUAGAGGUAAAUCCGAAAAACCAUAAUAUUGACUUGGAUAAUUGGGACUACGUUACGAAGCAUUUACUCAUUCUCAAAGGAACUCCCCUACGUGACGCCUUCGAAUCUCUGGGCCACGGUGGAAAGGAAUACUUUUCCGAAAAGCUUUGGGAUGAACCGUUGCUUGACAAAUGUCCCAGAGAAUUGACCAGUGGCGAAUUCGUUCGCAUAGCGGCACUUUUCGAUAUAUGGCCCUUCAAACCCGAUAUUUACAUGGAUUUUAUUGACGUUUUCCAAGAAAGUGAAUAG